UUCAGGUUUCAGCAUUUGCUUUUAUCUCCGUCGCUGCCGCUGCCGUUGAGCUGUUUUUAAGACAGCCGGGCAGUCAGGCAGCUUUCUCGGACGUGUGAAAAGCUGUCUUCGUUUUUGGACUUGUUGGAGUUUGGAGAAGCGUUGAAGAAAUGACUCUAAUGUCGAGGAAAUAGCGAGUUUGUUUUCCGGAAUACUUGAACUGAACCAUUGACCUGUCAGCAUGAGAAGCAGGAGCAACUCGGGCGUUAAACUGGACAACUAUGCCCGGAUGGUGCACCAAACUAUCUUAAGGCACCAAGAUCCAGUAACGGGUCUUCUACCAGGCAGUCCAGAUCAGCCCCACUCAUGGGUCAGAGACAAUGUUUACUCCGUGCUGUCCGUGUGGGCCCUCAGUUUGGCCUACAGGAAGAACGCUGACAGGGACGAGGACAAGGCCAAGGCCUAUGAACUCGAGCAGAGUGUGGUGAAGCUGAUGAGAGGCAUCCUGCAGUGUAUAAUGAGGCAGCUUGACAAGGUGGAGAAGUUUAAAUACAGCAGAAGUACCUCAGACUCGCUUCACGCCAAGUACGACACGAGGACCUGCGCUCCUGUCGUCGGGGACGACCAGUGGGGUCACCUGCAGGUCGACGCCACCUCGCUGUUCCUUCUGUUCCUCGCUCAGAUGACGGCGUCAGGUCUUCACAUCGUCUACACCCAGGAUGAAGUGGACGUUGUUCAGAAUCUCUUGUUCUACAUUGAGGCAGCUUACAAAGUGGCUGAUUAUGGGAUGUGGGAGAGAGGAGAUAAAACCAACCAGGGCAUCAUUGAGAUUAACGCCAGCUCUAUCGGCAUGGCUAAGGCGGCUCUGGAGGCUCUGGAUGAACUCAACCUUUUUGGAGCUAAAGGAGGGCCUGGAUCAGUGGUGCACGCCUUAGCUGAUGACAUUCAGCACUGCCAGUCCAUCCUCACGUCUAUGUUACCCCGAGCGUCCAUGUCUAAAGAGGUGGAUGCUGGAGUUCUGGCGAUCAUCUCCUACCCUGCUUUUGCUGUGGAGGACAUCGGCAUUGUCAACAUGACCAAGGAGGAGAUCAUAUCCAAGCUGCAGGGUCGAUACGGCUGCUGCAGGUUUCUCAGAGACGGACACAAAACACCUAAAGAGGAUCCGAACCGUCUGUAUUACGAGUCCGCAGAGCUGAAGCUGUUUGAAAACAUCGAGUGCGAGUGGCCUCUCUUCUGGACCUACCUCAUUCUGGACGGCAUUUUUAUCAACAGCCCUGAACAGGUGCAAGAGUACCAGGAGGCUCUGGAGGGGAUCCUGAUCAAACAGAAAGACGGGAUCAGACUGGUCCCAGAGCUCUACAGCGUCCCUCCAGAUAAGGUGGAGGAGGAGUGCAUGAACCCUCACUCUGUAGAGAGGGUCCCGAUGGGUAAUUGUCCUCUGAAAUGGGGUCAGUCUCUGUACAUCCUGGGAAACCUUCUGUCUGAGGGAUUUCUCGCCCCUGGAGAGAUCGACCCUCUGAACAGACGUUUCUCCACCAUCCCUAAGCCUGAUGUGGUCGUACAGGUGUCGAUCCUGGCAGAAACGGAGGAGAUUAAAGAGCUGCUGCUGAAAAACGGGAUAGAAGUGGAGACUGUUGCUGACAUCCAUCCCAUCCACGUGCAGCCCUCCAGGGUCCUGAGCCACAUCUACGCCAGACUCGGUCGCAACCCUCGGCUGGGUCUGACGGGUCGACCCUACAGGAGGAUCGGAGUGCUGGGAACCUCCAAGUUUUAUAUAAUCAGGAACACCAUGUUCUCUUUCACACCUCAGUUCAUCGACCAUCAGCAGUUCUACUUGGCGUUAGACAACAAGAUGAUCGUGGAGUCUUUGAGGACAGAAAUUUCCUACUUGGCAUCUCGGUGGAGGAUGACCGGACGACCCACUGUCAUGUUUCCUAUCUCACAGACGAUGCUGGCUGAAGACCACACAAAUCUGGACCCUGCAGUUUUGGCGACACUGAAGAAGCUUCAAGACGGAUAUUACGGUGGAGCAAGGAUCCAGACGGGGAAGCUGUCGGAGUUCAUGACCACCUCGUGUUUCGCUCACCUGAGCUUCCUGGACGGUAAGGGUUCUGGUAGCAUGAGCCGCCACGACGAAGAGUAUGAUGAUGAUGAGGCUGGCACCGAUGGAUACGUGCAUGAAUUACGUAAUGAUGAUGAGGCGGACGACCUCGCUCAGUACCUGGACCACCUGUUGGCUCACGCUGCACCAAAGAAGCCCAAAGAGCCGGUGAAGGGUCUGGGGAGGUUCAAGGCUGCGGCCGCCAAAACUAAAGAGAUGGUGUCUCUGAUGAAUAAAGCUCAGGAUCUCAACGUACACAAUGUGAACAUGUACCUGCCAAACAAGCUCUUCCGCACUCGACAACCCUCCCUCAACCUGAACCUCCCAGACCCGGUGCCAGGGCAGGAACCUCAGGUUCCAGCUGUGAUGGUCACGGCAGAGAGCGGGAUCCCACGGGACGCCAGUGGCGCCAUUGACUACAACGGUCUGACUCAGCUGCUCAGAGACACACAAAACCUCCAGGACCAGGCGGAUAUCCUCUACAUCCUCUUCAAAGACAAGGGCAUGGAUUGGGACACUCAUCUGCACGGUAAAGGCUCCACAGUCAGAUCUUUGCUCUCUGACCUUUACGAGAAGGCUGGUGAACUGAAACACUGGAGCCUCAUCAGGAUGAUCUCCGGUAUGCUGAGGAAGAAGGUGGAGGAGCUCGACUCGGCCUGCUCUGACCUCCUCGCUCAUCAGAAACACCUCACGGUCGGUUUACCUCCUGAACCCAGAGAGAAAACCAUCACGGCUCCAAUCCCUCCUGACCAGCUGGCCACUCUCAUCGAUGAAGCGAGCGACAACAACAUCAGCGUGGCCAUCCUCACCCAGGAGAUCAUGGUGUACCUGGCCAUGAGCAUCAGGACUCAGCCGAACCUCUUCAGCGAGAUGUUCAGACUCCGUAUCGGUCUCAUUAUCCAAGUCAUGGCCACUGAGCUCGCACAGUCACUCAACUGCUCAGGCGAUGAGGCCACAGAGAGCCUCAUGGGUCUGAGUCCAUCAGAACUGAAGAACCUCCUCCAUCACAUCCUCAGCGGGAAAGAGUUUGGAGUGCAGCGCAGCGUCAGAGAGAUGGAUGCUGGCGUCAGUCCUGCUAUUUCCAUCCAUCAGCUCGGAAACACGGGCGCCACGAAGAGUGAGAGAGCCGGCAUCAGCAAACUGAAGAGCGACAUGAAGAUGGCGGAGCACAGGUUGUCCAUAACGGAUCCAUCAAAGGAGCCCAGGUUGUCUUUGACAGAUCCUGCUGAGAUUGACCGUAGAGUGUCUUUGACCGACUCAGUGAAGCUCGACCAAUCACUGAGCCUCCCUCGCAAGGGCAUGCGAUCCCACUCCAUGGACAUAGAAAACAUUGAAUCUGGGAGGUACAGGCUGCCCUCCAUAGAAUCUUUGGACGUUCCGGACUGCAUCCCAGUUGCCAAGGAUACCCGGCACGGCCAAUGGCUGCGCAGGAGGCGUCUCGAUGGAGCCCUGAACCGAGUCCCUGUGGGUUUCUACCAGAAAGUUUGGAAGAUCCUGCAGAAGUGCCAUGGUCUGUCCAUAGAAGGUUUCGUUCUUCCCUCUUCAACCACCAGAGAGAUGACGCCAGGUGAGAUCAAAUUCUCCGUCCAUGUGGAGACAGUUCUGAACCGCGUCCCUCAGCCAGAGUACCGACAGCUGCUGGUGGAGGCCAUCCUGGUCCUCACCAUGCUUGCUGACGUGGAAAUACCAAGCAUCGGCUCCAUCAUCCACGUGGAGAAGAUCGUCCACCUCGCCAACGACAUGUUCUACAAAGACCAGAGGGAUCUGGGAGCUGAAGAGCACAUCCUUGAUCGGGAUCCGUCCACCGGAGUUUGCAAGCUGCUGUAUGACAGCGCCCCUAGUGGACGCUUUGGGAGCAUGACUUACCUCACCAAGGCAGUGGCAGUGUACGUGCAGGACUUCCUGCCUGGCGGUUCGUGUGCGGUGCAGUGAGAAAGGAGAAAAAGAGAAAACGCUCGAUAGAAAAGGGAAAUUAAUGCUGAGAUUGAUCAUGUUUGUUACAUUUAGAUAACAAGAAGAGGAAUAUAAACGAUGCAGUCCAACCAUGUUACACUUUUUACACUGUAAAUCAGAACAAACUGAAACAAACUCAGACAUGGUGAUCAAAAUAAUUUUCAGGGUUUUUUUUAGAUUGAAACACAUCGUUACAUAUGGCUCUCUGUUUUGGCAGCUUGGUCUGCAUGGAAACCUUCUUUCAUUUGUGCACUCAGAUUCUUCUACAAAACAAUCAGAGAAAGAAAACCCAGAGAGGAGUUAAAAGCUGUCUCAUUAUUUAACAACAGAAAGUAGCUCCAAACAGACUUCUAAUCUUAAAAAAAAAAAAACUGUCAACCUCAUCAAAAAUAAGACUGCUUUUAUCCAGUGUUAUAGCACCAGAAACCCUGAAUGACACCUGACAGUGAUCCUGAUACGAUUGUUAAUGAAUGAUAAAACGUUUCUUACUCUUCACUUUCCAAACAGCAGCAUUAUUGACCCAAGGACAUCAAAAUACAUAAAACUGUUGCUAAUUUUGUAGACUUUCAUCCUGGUGGCAGCUUUAGGGGACGGAUUCUUCACAAUGCAAAAUGUAAACAUCAUGGUCGUGAAGUUCUUGCUCUGAUUUUUCAGAUUUUAGUGAUUUAGUUUGUGUGUCAGAGAAACAGCACUCUUCCAUCAGCUCUCACAGACAGUAGGCUAAUCUUUACUCCAGUUAUGACUGUUUUUUCCCCAAAUGACUGCGUAAUGGUUCAGCAUCUCUGCGCAGCAGUGGGUAUGUGCAUUGGGAGCACAAUAAGAGGAGCAUUAAAGCUGUUUUGGUGCACAGUUUAGUGUGAAGCUUUGGCAAAACAUCACGCUACAUAUUCAAACACAUUUACGCAGCACUGACGACUGGCCUUUUAAAAGGAAUGGAAAAUAAAACUACUGCAGCACCAUUAUGCCACUGCUCUAAGCUCUUUUUGCCCUCCAGGCCUCUCAACGGUCACGUGACUGAAACACCAGGGAAUUUGUCAAAGCAGCUUUUGUUCAUCCGUCCAAAUUAAUCAUGAAAAAAGGCCAAAAUCCUGUUUGCCACUCAGAUCCUUGAUAAUGUUUUCCCUUUAAAGGCUUCCUAUAAAAUGUUUAAUCUACUUUAAAAUGGUUCUGAAAUUACCCAGAACACGGUAGGUGGAGUAGCUGUGGUUGUCAACAUUAAAAAUGGGCCAAUAUCUGUUUAAAGAACAUUUUUUUAAUCAAAAAAUACCAAAAUUUAAUUUAGUUAAGAUUUGAGUCAUUCUUCAACCUGAAGCUGCUGUGAGUGAAAGGGACUCCAAAUAUCACAAAUUUGUACAAAUAUUUGUGAAAUGUAGACGAUGUAAAGGCAUUUGCCUGUUUUUUAGUCAUUUAGAAGAAACCUACCAAUAUUGUCCUCUUUAAACAUUUUUUUAUUGCCAUGGCAUUGAAACAUUUAUUUAAAAUCUGGUGUUGUUAAACCUGAUGCAGAGCUCUCACUUUCAUUUAAGCUCUAAUAAAAACUAGAUUUGAAUAACAAUACUGAUAUAACAGCUAACAGUAAUGUUGGCUUUCAAUGUUUUUGUCCAUUUUGGUGUUUUUAUGGGAUUUUUGCAGCAAGUCAAAGAAACCCCUAUAAAAGCCUUAACAUUAAAAAUACUUGUCUCUACUUUUACUGCAGUGAUUUAAGUUUUUUUCUGGGAAAGAUUUGAAUGUAUUGAUUAAAUCCCUGGAAAAUUAAUGUGAUGGAAUUGUACCAUUUUCAUCUAGAAACCUCUCAGUUUUCAUGGCUUAUGAUAAAUGCUGUCAUUUUUAGAGAUUGUAACAUUCAGUUCUUGAACCAUGUUUUUGUUUGUUUGCAUGUCUGUAACUGAAGCUUAAACUUCAGAAUAAUGACUUUAAUUCAACCUAAUUUAUUAGCACACAUUUGUAUUGCAGCUCAGCCUUUAAAACCCACUUUACCUCUAAUCCUGCCUGCUGUAUGAUGUACAAAAUAACGACUAUUAAAGAAGCUAUCACUAUUUAUUUUAACUUCAAAAAUAUUGUCAAAGUCAGAACAGACAUACGGUCUGAAACAGAACGCACAUCUUUCUUGGAUGCCUUAACAUUUUUUUGCGUGUUUGUUAGUAAAGGAGUGUUUGGUUUGUAAUGAUGCAAAAACAACAAUGUGUAGAAAUAAAACUUCUUAUUUUUUAACACUGA
Messenger RNA from Cheilinus undulatus (humphead wrasse), 6250 nucleotides. It is a transcript of the gene phka1a, whose product is annotated as phosphorylase kinase, alpha 1a (muscle). Gene Ontology annotation, cellular component: phosphorylase kinase complex. The record is from RefSeq and is a predicted model, not a curated record. Gene Ontology annotation, molecular function: calmodulin binding. Gene Ontology annotation, biological process: glycogen metabolic process. Bases 221 to 4012 code for a protein of 1263 amino acids. NCBI's taxonomy places the organism in Eukaryota, Metazoa, Chordata, Actinopteri, Labriformes, Labridae. The transcript has 35 exons.